Fusarium keratoplasticum is the source of this 1719-nucleotide messenger RNA. RefSeq lists its product as uncharacterized. NCBI's taxonomy places the organism in Eukaryota, Fungi, Ascomycota, Sordariomycetes, Hypocreales, Nectriaceae. The record is from RefSeq and is a predicted model, not a curated record. The coding region runs from base 1 to 1719 and encodes 572 amino acids. The transcript has a single exon.
AUGCAGGUGUCUGAGACAACUGCCUCGUCCCUCUCGCUUGAAUCUUCCAUCUCUACAGAUUCUACCGUUUCUACUUCUUCGACCACUGUUCUGUCCCUUUCCACUGAUACUAUCAUCUCUACGGACUCCGCCAUUUUCACGUCUUUGACGACUGCUUUGACUCUUUCGACCGAAUCUGCCAUCUCUACGGAUUUUGUCGGUUCUACUUCUUCCACCACUAUUCUAUCCCUUUCGACCAAACCUACCAUCUCUACUGAUUCUACUAUCUUCACAUCUUCCGGCUCUUCGGCGACAACUUCUGCUGACAAAGUCACCCAAACCACCUCCGAAGAGUCUACCUCCGAAUCGACUUCAGUCUCACUGACCGAAAAUACCUCGGCCCCAACCACGACUUCAGAGCUCUCGACCGGGCCCACUUCAAGACUUCAAACCGUCUCAACCUUGUCUUCUUCAAUUACUGAUGGAAUCACCACUACCAGUGCGGUUUCAUCCGCUUCACCUGCCUCUACUCAAGGAGGUCCUCCAGCCGUCUUCACUGCGAACCCAAACAUUGGCCCUGGCGGAGAAAUUUACAAGGAAUCGGAGCAUUUCCGAAUCUAUGGCACCAUUCCGGACAAUGUGAACAAGACCCUCGACCUCCUAGAGGGCGAAUACGAUUGCCUCGUCAAUACAUUGGGAUGGCGAUCGCCGGGCUUGUCCAACUACGUUGAAGGCGAAAAGGGUCCCUGGUGCAAGACCAACGUAUAUUCUGUUAGCGAUCUUGGCAGCUCGGCGGGUGUUCAACGGUCCGACACCAAGCAUGGCUUUGCUUAUCUCGAUGUUGUCACCAAAUGGCUUGAUUCCGGUGUCACGGCUCAUGAGUUUGGCCACGCCCUUCACUAUCACCAGAGAACAUGGGUGUAUCAAUCCAGAACAGGAGCUUGGUGGGAAACUGUUGCGAACUGGGUCGCAGAGACUUACCAGACAUCUGAUAUCUGCGCCCCAGCUCGGGUAAAGGUUAACAGGUCGGCUGCUUCAAGUAUCAUCGAAGUUAAGAAGCUCAUCGGAGACUCGUUCCAAGUCAUCGUUGACGGCUCUUCCGGCACUGGAAACUACUAUCAAGCCUGGCCUUUCCUCACCUAUCUCACCAACAACCCUGAUGACAUCCCUGGAUUGGGAACACAUGUGGUGCGUGAGUUGAUGGUCCAAUACAAGAAGGAUAGUAACGAGACGCCUCUCCAUACUCUCGCGCGUGUGGCGAAUACCAAGGUCGGAAGCAUCGUCGGCUCAUACUGGGCCCGCAUGGCCUAUGUUGAUAUUGGACACGCGCCCGCUCAGAAGGUGUUCCAGCAACAAAGACAUGGCAUCAACUACAAAAACGUCGCUCUCCAGUAUGAUAACACCUACAAGGUUCUACCUGAGCGCCAGCCGCGAUACAUGGGUUGCAACAUCAUCCCUUUGACCACGUCAGGCGCCACCACGGUCGAGGUCGACAUCAAGCUUGCAGAGAAGGCCGAGUUUACCGCAAAAUUUGCUGUUCGGGAUACUAGCACAGGUUCUGUACGAUAUAAGACUCUGGAAGAAGGAUCUGGAUCCAUUACAGUCUCGGACGGUGAGGAGAUUAGCUUGGUUGUUGCAAACACGCCGGCGGAUCCCAUCUUGUAUGAUGGAUUCAAAUUGACCAGGGACGUGCAGAAGGGCUUGGAAUAUUCUUUCACGCUUUCUGGGGCCACUAUAUGA